ACACGUUUAGUUUCUUAUUUUUCUUACCUAAAACAAGGACGGUGGAAUUUACGCUUUCGGUCAGCGGCUUGCUAGAAGACUUACCUAGCGAUGUAUCAGCGUUUGUGACAUGCUUUCUCUGUAGUUUUUGCAUUUGAAGCGUUGCUACGGGCGAGCACUUUGUUCAGGGGGGCCAGGGGAAAUGGCGGUAGUAGGCCAUCGUCACUCUCGGGCGCAGCUGAUGGCCUUCCAAGGCAGCGUAGCUCAAGCCCCCUCCCAACACGCCAUCCUAGCCGCUGCUGUCACCGUCCCCUACUACCAACUGAUCCCCGCCCAAGAUGUCCAGCCCGACAGACCCAUAGGUUACGGGGCAUUCGGAGUUGUAUGGUCGGUGACGGAUCCACGGAUGGGAAGAGGUAGCCUGAAGAAGAUGCCCAAUGUCUUCCAGAACCUGAUGUCAUCGAAACGAGUCUACCGGGAACUGAAAAUGCUGUGUCAUUUCAAAAAUGACAAUGUAUUAUCAGCCCUGGACAUCCUCCAGCCUCCACACAUUGACUUCUUCCAGGAGAUCUAUGUGGUGACGGAACUUAUGCAGAGUGACCUUCACAAAAUCAUUGUCUCACCACAGCCGCUCACUGCCGACCAUGUCAAGGUCUUCUUAUACCAAAUACUCAGAGGCCUAAAAUACCUACAUUCAGCCAGAGUUCUUCAUCGAGACAUUAAACCUGGAAACUUACUUGUAAAUAGCAACUGUGUUUUAAAGAUCUGCGACUUUGGCCUGGCUCGUAUAGAGGAGCCGGACGAAUCGAUUCACAUGACUCAGGAAGUAGUUACGCAAUAUUACCGCUCACCAGAAAUCCUCAUGGGAGCACGGCAUUAUGGGUCAGGCGUGGACAUCUGGUCGGUGGGCUGUAUAUUCGCAGAGCUGUUGGGGCGGAGGAUAUUAUUCCAGGCUCAAAGUCCAAUCCAACAGCUGGAUCUCAUCGUAGACCUACUCGGCACACCAAACCUGGAGGACAUGAGGACAGCAUGUCAGGGCGCGCGCUCUCACGUUCUCCGUCAUCCUCAUAAGCCCCCGUCGCUCGCCGCGCUCUACACGCUCUCCGGGCAGGCCACCCAUGAAGCGGUGCAUCUACUUUGUCGUAUGCUAGUCUUCGAUCCUGAAAAACGAAUUAGUGCUGCUGACGCACUCGCACAUCCAUAUUUAGACGAGGGGCGAUUGCGAUAUCAUUCUUGCAUGUGCAAGUGUUGUCGAAACACCCCAAAUGGCCGACAGUAUACCUCCGACUUUGAGCCGGCCUGCUCUCAACCAUUCAGCUACUCCUUCGAGAGUGAUCUUACCUCAACGCAAAGGGUCAAAGAAAAAUUACACAAGUUCAUAGUGGAGCAGCCUCAGACCAAUCGGGUUCCUCUAUGUAUUAACCCUAACUCCGUGGCCUUCAAAAGUUUUGCCAGCUCACAGGUGGCACACCCAUCGGAACUUCCUCCCUCACCCCACACCUGGGACUGAGCCCCGUGGAUCUCCCGCGGAUUUAAAAAUGGACCACAAAUCAACGGCACUCCGCCAAUGCAAUUCCAAAUCAGGUCAUAAAUCCAGCCAUUGAGAAGGAGUGGCUUUACAAAACAAGAUAUUCACAAAUGGCCAUCUCAUGAUGAAGUGGGGAUCACUAUGCAAAUACCAUGCGGUACGAGGAUUUUUAUUGGAUGAUCUCUUCAAGGAUAGCUACUCGCGAGGUGAAAGCUGUGUACUGUAGAAAGAAAGGUCACAGGUUUCUGAGUGUGUUUUUUCUUUUUUGUUUGGGACAGCAAAUCAAGGGCCAGCGAAUUUUACGACGGAAUCCUGAAUGUGUACUUCCAAAAUAACGUGUCGUUAGGAGAGACAGUGAUUUUUGUUUGUUUCCACCAAUAUUUUCCAACCAAAAGCAUCGCCAUCUU
This is a messenger RNA of Liolophura sinensis, 1914 nucleotides long. RefSeq names its product serine/threonine-protein kinase NLK-like. Gene Ontology annotation, molecular function: ATP binding; MAP kinase activity. Lineage: Eukaryota; Metazoa; Mollusca; Polyplacophora; Chitonida; Chitonidae. Gene Ontology annotation, biological process: protein phosphorylation. The record is from RefSeq and is a predicted model, not a curated record.